AUGUCAGAAUGAAACCAAAAGGCAUAAAAGUAUGCUAAACCUUGUUUAUAACUAUGGUAAAAUGCAAUGCACAAAGAAAAAUUUCAUGCCAAACUUGAUGCCAAAUACAUGCCACAAAUUAUAAUCCAAAGAUAAUUUAGAUCCUACAAAACCAUUAUAUAACUAGAUACAAGAAAUAUGAAUAUAAAUUUAAAAAUUGAAUAUAAAAUUAACUUCUUGACUACAUAUACAAUCUCUAUACAUAUUCAUAACCAAAGAGUAAAUUUUAAUAGAAAUAGAAUGUCACGAAUAUAUACUUUACUCUUUGAUUUAAACAUUGCAUUUAAAUAUUUUAUUCCUUUGAUUUUAUGGAGUAUUUAAUCAAAGCUAUAUCUUUGCAUUGCGUUUUAAAACCUUAAGGAAGAAAUUGAAUGAUUACCUUUUAUUUAUCUUAAUAACUAUCAUUGAUUCGAAAAAACUGUAAAACAUUGGAGACUAGAAAAUAUUGUAAGUACCUAUUGACUAAUUUUAGUACAAAAUGGAUAUAAGUUAUUCAUACAAUAAAAUUAGAAAAAAUUACGGAAGGCAACCAAUGUUUUGCGAAUCACCCGUCCAACUGCUAGAUUCUAUUGAUCCUAACGUCGGUGAACAGAAAAAAUAUGGUCUCAGAAACCCAGUACAUCAGUUCGCUCAAGUUUCGAAGAAUAUGUCACAACACUAUAUUAAUACUAAAAGAGUUGUCUAUACCGAUGGUGGAGCAAACCACGGCGAAGGUGGUUGGCCUAAAGAUGUUAAUUUUUGGGAUGAAGAAAUGACUUCCCGGUAUAGACGCCGUGUUGAACGAGAUGAUGAUUAUGUGGACGCAGUUUUGAGUCUAUAUUCUGAUUUUGACCAUUUCGUCAAACAGAACAAUGCUAUAGAAAUGUAUGAGAUGUAUUUUGGACAAAUGAAACGAGAAAAACCAUUAGAAAAAUCUAUGAUACGAUUAACAAAUGUAUACAAAGAUCCGUUUAAGCGUCCAGUAUCUUCUAUUUCAUGGACUGCAGAAGAUGAUCCUAAAUUGAUUGUCGGUUACUGUAAUCGUAAGUAUCCUAUAUUAGGACCAGUUAAUAAUAAUUUCACUGGCUAUGUUUGGGAUUUGGAAAACCCUCAUUCUCCACUCUUAGAAAUUGACCCUCCAACAGCUUGCUGGCAGCUGGUUUGCUCUCCUGUAAGUCCUUCUAUAGUUGUAGGUGGACUAAAUGAUGGUAGAGUCUGCAUGUUUGAUAUUCGUGAAAAAAAAACUCCAAUGGCAAUAAGUCCAAUGCACCUAGCUCACAGAGACCCUGUCACAUCCGUGGUAUAUAUGCAGUCGCGCGCGAACACUGAGUUUUUUAGUGCUUCUACAGAUGGAAUGAUUAUGUGGUGGGAUAUAAGAGAUCUUAGUCAACCAACCGAUGCUUUAAUGAUGACUAUACGUGUUCCACCUGGUGAACCAGCAAGUCUUGCCUAUUCUGAAGGUGUAAGUGUACUCCAGUUUGAACGAACAAUUCCAACAAAGUUUUUAUGUGGAACCGAUACUGGUUUUGUUGUCAAUGUUAAUCGCAAAGGAAAAACUCCUAAUGAAACAAUGAGUGCUAUUUAUUCUGCACAGAGAGGCCCCGUUAAAGCUCUUCACCGGAGUCCAUGUAUUGUGAAAAUGUUUAUGACAUGUGGAGACUGGACUAUAAAUUUAUGGAGUGAUGAUGUACACACAUCACCAAUUAUAACAGGUUUUCCUCAACGUUACCAGCCAAAUGAUGUCGCUUGGGCACCUCUAAGACAUUCUAGUUUUAUGGCUGUUACUUCUAAUGGUAAUUUCCAAUAUUGGGAUAUAUUACGUAAAUAUCGCGAACCAAUAAUGGUUUUGCCAAUAACAACAGUUCCAUUACAAAAAGUCAAGCCUCACGAUGAAGGUCGACUAAUUGCAACAGGAGAUACAAAUGGUUCUAUAUAUGUGUUGUCACUAUCAGAUAACUUGGUUCAGCCAGCAGAUAGAGACAAGGGACUUUUAACAGCGAUGUAUGAUCGUGAAACAAAAAGAGAACACAUAUUGGAGACACGCAUCAAAGAGAUUCUUUUGAAACGAAAGGCAGAAGAAGAUGGUAUUACUGUAGUGGUUGAAGAGCGUAUUGAUGAAGACGCUCUAGCAAAAACUGCUGAAGAUGAAUACAGAAAAACAGUACAAGAGGAAAUACGUCGCACGGGUUAUUCUCCAGCUAGUAAAUCAGGCCCUGAUUCAAAAAUGAGAAGGCGAUAA
Molecule: messenger RNA, 2257 nt
Organism: Diatraea saccharalis (sugarcane borer)
Lineage: Eukaryota; Metazoa; Arthropoda; Insecta; Lepidoptera; Crambidae
Source: the annotation of a GenBank genome assembly